CAUUGCUAUUUCAUUCUAAGCAGGUGUGAAAGCCAAAAGCUUGAUAUUGAAAUAAGGAGUCUGAUACAGAAGAGUAACACUUGCCAGCCCGGUGAGGACUCCAAACCUGUUGCCCAAGAGAGUGCAAACCCUCAGGGAACUUAAUGUUCACUUAAGAUCCAUAGUGAAGCAAAUGCUCAAGGCCGUCUUGGAUGCGGAUGGGCAGGUGUGAGUGACAUGGAAGUCCCAGCAAACCCACUAGAAGUAAGUGACUGUUUUGAUUGUUCUCUGAAAUGCCACCUGAUUAAUAGGAACAGCUUGAACAGAUAUCAUACAUUGAGAGACCCAACUGAGUUAACACUAAUAGAGAGUUUGCCCAGGAUCAUUAAGAGUUUCCGCUGCAGUCACAGCAGUGAAGCUUGGAGGUGGGAAGAGGCAACUUCAAGGUGCUGUACCUUUCGGGAUCCUUUGUUGGCUUGCCAUAGUCUGUCACUUGCUUUUCAGCUAGUUGAAAUGAAAUCAAGACUGGAUGUGUCAGAGAAGAAAGUUACUGAACUGGAGGAAAAGAGGCACCAACAACAUCCAGAAGAUGAGAGAUUGCAAGCCCUGGGCAGAGAGCAGUCACUGCAGGAAAUGAAAGAAACAAAAGUCCUUAGUGAAGCUCUCCAUGAAAUGAAGGAAGAGAACAGGCUCCUGAAGCAGAAGAAUGCCUCAAUAAUGAGAAAGAAAGAACCCUAUGAGUGUGAAGUAAGUCGUCUCAAUAAGCCCAUUCUGGGUGUGUUGAAAAAGCAGGACACACCUGUACUUGGGACUCCUUCUGAGAUGGGUGGCAGAAACAGCCUUGAGGACAUGAGAACCCAACUUGAAGUUCUCAGACACCAGGUAAGGGUGGCUGGAAGUAAGCCUAGACAGAUUUCAGACAGCAUAUUUUUGCCUUUUCUCCCAAGAACUGUGCCGGGUGGACUCACUAGUGUCUAUGAAGUCCAUAUUGCUGUAAUAAUGUUUUAUUGUUCUGUGCAGCCAGACUAUCAGUGGUAUGUUACUGACCAGUUUCCGCCAGAUGUGCAGUGCAAGGCAAAUGAUUCAUCCUUGGAGAAGGGAGGCCAUCAGUGACAGCCUAUGACCUGGAGAAGUGUAGACCAAAGGCUGCGAGCUAAUCUUGCAGCUUAAUUAUUCUGUUUUGUUCUGGUUUUUUUUUUCCCUAGCUCCUUAUCCCUUCAGUGCAUGUUAUUUAUGACAGGUGAAAUCCCUGCAAGGACAAUAGAAAAGCAGAUCAUAAAGGCUUGUGAUAUUCAGGAUCCAGUAAUACUCUGCUGGCAAGUGUUAUUGCCCUUUGUUCUGAAGAUGCUGUUUGUGCUGUCUAUGAGAAUCUGUUAAAAACCCUCAUGAGAAAAUAUGCGGCUGUUGCUGGGGAUUCAGAGACUGUCAAAUAUGGUUUGAAUUCAAGAGCUUGUAAGCCAAAUAAUAGUGUUGUGAUACUUUUUUGUUUGUGAAUUAGUCUUUUUUUAUUGGAUUCCAGGGAAUGAUUUGUUGACAUACCAUCUUGAAUUCUGUGUCCUUUUUCUUAGUUGUUUAGUAAAAAGGAAAUCUACCUCACUGUUUUAAUAUGUUUUUGUGAUUAUCAGCAAGGUAGCACCAAUGGCAGGCCAGGUUGAAAGUGCCUGCUCCCCUUUUCCAGUCAAGCCCAGCUCUCCUUUUGUUUUGGAUCCACAAUGACAUGAAAAAUGUGUUCAGCGGUGCUGCUUUUGCCUACACAGAUCAAAGAAAUGACACUCCUCACUUUAUAAUAUAGACUAAGAAAGAACACAAGCAAAGCAGUGAGUGAAGCGGCCCCUGGAAAGAGUUUGUUUUUUCAUGAACUAUUGAAAAUUAUAGUCUGACUGCAACAUCAGCUGCAGAAUAGACUCCCAAGUCUCUUUUAGAGAGGAGUUUUUAUCUCUGCAUGAAUUCAGAGCUGGCUUGCAGACGCUAUAGCAGCAGAUAGUUUAACCAGCAGACAAUGUAAGUGUGCUAUUCCUGAUUAGUGAUUUGGCUAAUAAGGGUGAGAUCAUGGAAAAUGCUAAUGUGGUGCCUUCAGAAAAUCCAAUUAUACUGUAACCUAAUUCGAUAUGAGCUCUCAGCAGGUGAUCAAUGCUGUGGACAGAACACCCUGCACUCAAAUAUGUCAUGAACCCUCAAAACAGACGAGCUUCUGUGUGGUUGAUGUGGGAGGCAACAAAUCCCCCUCUCAUUCAUUUCCACUGUUUUCCACAACUGGCUGCAAAGGUUGGCGCCUUCCAUUUGUGGCACUUAAUUCAUUAUCUGUCAACUUGUGCAAGCAUUAUUUGGCCCAAGCAGAUGAUUUAACAUGAGUGUUUCACAGUAAGAAAAUAGAGUUUACAGGUUUAUCUUUCUUUUUCUCUGUUUAGUCACAGGCUUUUAAUGUUUAGCUGGCUUAGGCACAGGACCAUACACUCUGACACACACAAAUCCUAAUCCUGCUAAGUGUGGGGUAUGCUUUGUAUUAUAUGAUAGAGAAUUUUUAUCUUUUAAAAUGCAUAUAAAACACCUGUACAGUAGAUUUUCCUCUUGAUUUUCUUGUAAUGAUGCAUGUUUCCCAAAUGCAGGUGCUCUCAUCUAUUUGAAUUAACAUUGUCAGACUCAAACACCCCCAAAGGAUAUGCCCUCUGCAGUGACCCAGACAAGUUUGAGGGGGUGAGUUAUUUUAGUUAAAUUUAAACAAAGGACUCAUAUCAGGCAUUUUUACUUCCUUGAGCUUAGCCAAAACUGGUUAUUUGAACUACCAGGUCUUCCUCUGACCUGUUAAAGAAGCUGUCUGGCAUUUCCCAGUCUUUGCUACAUAUUUUAUUUUCCAGAUUCUUUCUAUGUAGCUUUUUCUGAUAUUUUCGUGUAUCAGUGGUGAGUGGAUCGAUUUCACAGUAAGGGCUAAUGUGUCUGUGAAAGACCUUCUCUUUUUUUUCUUUCUUUUCUGGUACGAACCAGUCAGGGUUUGGGAAUAUUGGAAUUCAUAUGAAUGUUAUAAGAGGAGCAAUUAAUACACAGAGAGUAACUUUCUUUUCAUACCAGAACAGGCAUUUAUUUGAAUACCCAAACUUGUAACAGCAGUAAUGAGCUGCACUCGUGGUUUGCGUCCCUGCUAUUUCCUCACUCACAGUGGCUUGGGAAACAAGGCAAGCAUAAAGCGUUUCUCUAUCAAAACUUUUCAACAGUUUAAGUGGAUGUUUUCACUUAUCUAGCAGAAAGACUUACAUGUCCUCUGUGCUGGCCAGUCUGCCAUCUGGUAAGAUGUGUAAGGAGUGCUUGACUUGUAUCUGUAUGUGACUAUGCUCUAAGUACUUGAUUGUCAUAGUAAAAAUGCUUACAAGGUGACAAACUUUUAGGAAUGUGAUAAGGAACUGGCCAAUAAUGAAGGUGAUUACUCAGAUGGGGGUCCAGGCAUGGCUUGCAACCAGCUCUUGGAAAACCUUUUAUUAUUUCUGGUGGGAGUACACGUGUUGAUACAAGUUUGUACAUAUUCUGAAUGGUGAGUUGUGAAAUCUGAUAAACAGACAAAAUGAUAUUAAAUAACAGAUUCUAGAGAACUUAUUAUGUAUGUUUUGGCUUAUGUUUCUCUUUCUGUAGACUUUUCUUACGAACUGAACUUUUUCCAUUUGGUUGCAGUGUUACAUCCAAACAUGCCGUGGAGAAAUGUUCAUUUCUGUGAAUGAGAGCAAGUUUUCGUCAUGGUAAAUUAUCUGCUUGCAAUAUUAUUUUACGUUAUUUUCAACACACCAUGCUGGGUUGACUAAAUGAUGUUUUGAUUACCGUAACAAUAAUUAUCCAACAUUAAAAUAAGAGCACAUUUGAAUUCAUGGAGUCAUUAACACAAAGAGGUACUCAAAAGCUUGGGGUCUUUUGGUGAAUUUUUGUCCCAUACU
Pezoporus occidentalis (night parrot) is the source of this 3896-nucleotide messenger RNA. Its product is annotated as TNFAIP3-interacting protein 3-like. NCBI's taxonomy places the organism in Eukaryota, Metazoa, Chordata, Aves, Psittaciformes, Psittacidae. Gene Ontology annotation, biological process: cellular response to lipopolysaccharide; regulation of transcription by RNA polymerase II. The record is from RefSeq and is a predicted model, not a curated record. The annotation marks the transcript as partial. The transcript has 9 exons.